AUCCCUUGCACUUCAUCAACAAUUUGAAAAAUGAAAAUAAAAAAACUUGCCCCGAAUCCCGACCUCUAACGGCCAAAAGAGAACGGAUCCAUCGUCCACUGUCCUCUUCUAAACGGGAAACGAUUCUCCCUCGCUCCCUCCAGAUUUGUAGAUACACCUCAAAGCAUUUGCUCCUGUGACAUUGGCCCAGAUUUUGCAUCAAUGGCGGAGAUGCUGAGUAGCUAGGGAUCUUACCACACUCAGAAGGGCGUCUUUCAGCUAAGAGAAGGACGUCUUCGUUUGGGUUUUGGCUAGAUCGAAGAAGCGGGGAAAAUAGUUGUUGAGGUUGGGGAAAUGAAGGAGCUGUUAGGGAGUCCAGGGACGGUGAGCGGGUUGCUACUCAGAUUAGGGCAAUGUGCGUUCGCUGCUGCUUCUAUUGGGGUUAUGGUCUCUGCCAAUGGUUUCUCUAGCUACACCGCUUUCUGGAAGUUCAUGCUGUUUGCCAAAUGUGAAAUCCUAAAAUCGAAGCAUUGCAGCGAGGAAUUCCCCUGGGUCUUGCUUUACUAGGCUGUGUGAGCUUUUGUUCUUGCAUUUGUACUUCAGUACUCCAGUUUGAGGAACUUACAAUCUGGGCUUAGGUUCAUUGAUUCAAAUUUUGGGUGAAGCUAUUUGAUUGCAUCAAUGGGCCUUCAACUCCUAUGGAGCUUUGGACUUGCAUGUCUCGACAUUUAUGCGUUGAGGAGAAAGAAAGACCUUCAGAAUCCUGUCCUUGUGAGCCUAUUUGUCGUAGGGGAUUGGGUAACAGCUAUGUUGUCACUUGCUGCAGCGUGUUCAUCAGCCGGCGUUGUAGUUCUGUACGCAAGGGACUUGGAGUUCUGCAAGGCCCAAGAGAAUCUCCCAUGUCGCAGAUUCGAGAUCUCCAUACUCCUGGCUUUAGGAACCUGGCUUGUUAUUGCUAUUUCAUCUCACGUUAUGUUCUGGACCUUAGCCUCCGUGUAGACACUCAGCAAGCAACACUGAAAAAGCUGCGGAGACAGUUUGGUACAAGUGGACUAGAAUCCAGAACGCAAGGCUUUGUUAGUUAUUUAUGGAACUAAUAAGGAAACCAAACAAUCCUAUUUUCUUUGGAAGUAAUAGUGCAAAAGCCCAAUCAAAUGUUUAUUUGACAAGAGCCAUUUUCGGGAUGUAAUCAAUUACACAUCAAACACAAACAGUACAACGAGACGAUGGUACAGUAAGUAUUAUGAUUCUUGGACGACUGCAGCAGCACACAGAGGACGCAGGGCAUGGGUUUCCAGUUCCCCCUUUCUGGGUUUUCUUUCCCUCCCACAUGCCCCAACGAAAGAAGAAGAAGCACGAGUUCACCCUUUGGUUCCCCACGCGCUUACUCACAAACAGAGUCCACAAACAGAGACGUUGAUGCUGUAAAUGUACACACCACCCCUCCUAAUAUACAUACAUACAAUAAUAAUACACAGUUGCAGCUUUCAUUCGGGGGAUGGUCGGUUUGUGUGAAGAUGAAUUCAGGCAGCCACGCGGCGACUUAAGCGGCAGAGGGGCGAUUGCGCCCCGGUGGAAACGAGAAUCUGACCGGCGGAAUUGAGAUUGGAAGAAGCAGUAGCAGAGGUAGUGCACUCGGAUCCCAACAGGUGGAGACGAUCCGACGCCUGAAACCGACCCGAAUCGCCGGGGAGCCGAAUGUAGGACAUCGACGAAGGGGAAUCGGUGAACCAGGAGUUGAGAGCAGCUUCCCUUCCGCUUCUGUGCUGAGUUAUUGCCCUGUACACGAAAGGAAUCAGACCCUCCAUCUUUUUCUCUU
Messenger RNA from Linum tenue, 1798 nucleotides. Lineage: Eukaryota; Viridiplantae; Streptophyta; Magnoliopsida; Malpighiales; Linaceae. The record is from the annotation of a GenBank genome assembly.